GAGAGCUGCCCCUCUCGCUGGCCGCCUGCACCAACCAGCCCCACAUCGUGCACUACCUGACGGAGAACGGGCGCAAGCAGGCGGACCUGCGGCGCCAGGACUCGCGCGGCAACACCGUGCUGCACGCCCUGGUCGCCAUCGCCGACAACACCCGCGAGAACACCCGGUUCGUCACCAAGAUGUACGACCUGCUCCUCGUCAAGUGCGCCAAGCUCUUCCCCGACACCAACCUGGAGGCUCUGCUCAACAACGACGGCCUCUCCCCGCUCAUGAUGGCUGCCAAGACCGGCAAGAUCGGGCAGCCUCUGGGAUCCCUCCUCAACCCAUGUCCCAGCAGCGAGUCCUGCAGCGAGGAGCAGUCCAACUGCACGGUGCCCACCUACCCCUCGUGCCGGGACAGCCAGACCUUCAGCACCUUCCUGCUCGACCUCUUCAAGCUCACCAUCGGCAUGGGCGACCUGGAGAUGCUCGAGAGCGCCAAGUACCCCGGCGUCUUCAUCAUCCUCCUCGUGACCUACAUCAUCCUCACCUUCGUGCUCCUCCUCAACAUGCUCAUCGCCCUCAUGGGCGAGACCGUGGGCCAAGUCUCCAAGGAGAGCAAGCACAUCUGGAAGCUGCAGUGGGCCACCACCAUCCUGGACAUCGAGCGCUCCUUCCCGGUGUUCCUGCGGAGAGCCUUCCGCUCGGGGGAGAUGGUCACCGUGGGGAAGGGCACCGAUGGGACGCCCGACCGCCGCUGGUGCUUCAGGGUGGAUGAGGUGAACUGGUCCCACUGGAACCAGAACCUGGGCAUCAUCAGCGAGGACCCGGGCAAGAGCGACACGUACCAGUACUACGGCUUCUCCCACACCGUGGGCCGGCUGCGGAGAGUGCUGGUGGGGGGCUGCACCCCGCCGGGGUGA
Opisthocomus hoazin is the source of this 902-nucleotide messenger RNA. The record is from RefSeq and is a predicted model, not a curated record. NCBI's taxonomy places the organism in Eukaryota, Metazoa, Chordata, Aves, Opisthocomiformes, Opisthocomidae.